GUGGCGGAUAAACUCCAGCGUCCCAGACUUCACCAAUUUCUAUCGCCUUCUUCAUACUUCCACAGUUUCUGGGGGAAAAAAAAUGCUCGUAGCUCAAUCUCAUGUUCAUAGUCUCCUAAAUUCAAGCUGCCCCAAAACUUCAUCACCUUCAUUUGCACUGAGUUGAAUAACAUCAAUAACUGUGAAGCAAGUCUAUUAGUCACUGCAAUUCCUUUACCCAAGGAAUGGACGGUCGCGCUCUAACGGCCUCCUCCUUCUUCACACCUAUUGAUUUAUUGCGACCCAGAAGAGUUUCUGUUAGAAAUCCGUGCUUUAAUGGCAGACCCAGUAAGUUUUCGGUUCUUGCUUCCAAAGAAGAGGCUGAGCUCGACAAAUGGGACCAAAUGGAGCUCAAGUUUGGCCGCAUGAUUGGCGAAGACCCCAAAUUAACACUGGCCAAGAUAAUGAGCAAAAAAAUGAACACCGGCGCUUCUUAUCUUGAAGUUGAGAAAUCAUUUUACCAGAAGAAGGGUAAGCUCAACGAGGUAGAGGAACUUUCUCUUGAUGGUUUGAAUUUGGUCAGACCUCAGUUAAAGAAGGAAAUGAAGUUAAAAGCUGCCAAUAAGCCACCAGCACCAGAUUUAAAGAAACCAAGCCAAGCAGUUAGUCCUAAGGGCAGGGUUCCCAAUGUUAUUUUGAGGAAACCGACAAUUUAUAAGGAGGAUGAUGUUGAAGAUAAACCGUCGAGAAUAAGAAUGAAGCCAAAUUUAUCAUUGAAAAUGAGCAAUGUAUCAACAAAGGAGAAAUAUAGCGAUAUGACGCUGUUGAGGAAGCCAGAACCAAUGGUUUCAAAUGAAGUUAUUGAUGAGAAGGAAAAGCUAUCUGGUGAAGAGAAUGUUGUAAAUCAGGCUAGUAAGGGAUCAACAAGUGAUCGAAUUGAUGGGUUUACUCUUUUUAAGAAGCCAGAAAUAGGUGAAAACACAAGACUUGAAAAUGAACGGGAUCAUAAAAAUCUCGAUCAUUCAGAAAGUAGUACAGUUGAUGAUAAAAACGAAAAUGUGUCUGCCAUUUCUGAAGAAACCGAAGACGCCUCAUCAUCAAAGGAAAAUGGGAUAGAUAAUAAUUAUUUUGCUGUAGGAUUGCGGCCACCCGAGCCAAGUGAUAUGGGAUAUAUUGAGGACACACCAGAUUCGAGCAAAUCAUUAAGUGAUCUUUUGGAUUCGACAAUAAAAUUGUCCAACGAAGCUACGUUGUUGGGUAAACCAAAAAGGGUAGAUUAUUCUUCAAAUGAAACAUUAAAACUCGGUGGAGAAAAGACCUCGACUCCUGAUGUUAUUGGUGCUGGUGAGACAGAGAACUUCUCUGCUCUUCCUGCUUUGGAGGAACAUGAACUUGCUGACUGGACUAAAGCAGAAGAUCUGGCGAAGUCAGGAGACAGAGCUGAUGUGGAAAUAAUAAGCUCGACUACCCGAGGUUUUGUUGUAUCAUUCUGCUCCAUCGUAGGAUUUAUUCCAUAUCGUAAUCUUUCUGCCAAGUGGAAGUUCUUAGCUUUCGAGUCUUGGCUAAGACAGAAAGGUUUGGAUCCCUCACUAUACAAGCAAAACUUGGGAAUUAUUGGAAUUAGUGACGGUAGAAGCCCGAACUUUGCUAGCACUAGCCCGGAUCCAGAAAUUGAUGUAAAAAAUGGGAGUGAGCUUACACCUGACAUGAAAUUGGAGGAUCUUCUUCAAAUUUAUGAUCGAGAGAAACUCAAAUUCUUGUCAUCAUUUGUCGGCCAGAAAAUCAAAGUAAAUGUGGUGUUGGCUAACAGAAAAUCAAGGAAGCUUAUAUUUUCCAUAAGGCAAAAAGAAAGGGAAGAAUUGGUCGAGAAAAAGAGGAGUUUAAUGGCUACUCUGCAAGUAGGAGAUGUUGUCAAAUGUUGCAUCACGAAGAUCGCUUAUUUUGGUAUCUUUGUCGAGAUCGAAGGAGUGCCCGCUUUGAUUCAUCAGACUGAGGUUUCUUGGGAUGCUACUUUAAACCCUGCAUCAUACUUCAAGAUUGGUCAGGUUGUCGAGGCAAAAGUUCAUCAGUUGGAUUUUUCACUUGAACGCAUAUUCUUAUCGUUGAAGCAGAUUACACCAGAUCCGCUCGCUGAAGCAUUGGAGUCUGUGGUUGGUGAUCACGAUCCCAUGGAUGGAAGAUUAGAAUCAGCCGAAGUGGACACCGAGUGGGCUGACGUAGAAUCUCUCAUCAAGGAACUGCAAAAUACUGAAGGUAUUGAGGCUGUAUCCAAAGGGCGAUUUUUCCUUAGCCCUGGCUUGGCUCCAACCUUUCAGGUUUAUAUGGCUUCUAUGUAUGAAAAUCAGUACAAAUUACUUGCUCGAUCUGGAAACAAAGUACAGGAGCUGAUGGUUCAGACAUCAUUGGAUAAAGAAACAGUGAAAUCUGUCAUCUUAACUUGCACCAACAGGGUACAGUAGCAGUUUCUUGAGUCUCAGAGGCAUUUUACUGUGAAGAAAAUUUUGAUUGUGAAAAACACAUAAAGCGAGCAGCAUUAGAACUGAUCUUAUUCUCUUCCAGUUUGCUUCACAGUGAGAAGAAGCCUUUGUAAUUUUGCCCAAAGUCUUAUCACUUGUGGGGAAGUAAAGGAACUAAGCUACUGUUGAUUAAAACUCAACCACAUCAUUGUAUUUAGAGAUUGUUUGUAGCCUUCAAGUUCUUCCCUUCAUUCUGUAGCUGUGAUUAAAGUUAUACAGUUAAAUAUGUAAUGAUAAAAAUCUUGAAUUUUGAUUAUGGAAGACCUAUUAAAAUUUGAAAUGAAAAUUGAUGUGACAUGA
Messenger RNA from Cucurbita maxima (winter squash), 2795 nucleotides. RefSeq lists its product as uncharacterized. The record is from RefSeq and is a predicted model, not a curated record. NCBI's taxonomy places the organism in Eukaryota, Viridiplantae, Streptophyta, Magnoliopsida, Cucurbitales, Cucurbitaceae. Gene Ontology annotation, molecular function: nucleic acid binding. Bases 225 to 2438 code for a protein of 737 amino acids. The transcript is spliced from 14 exons.